AUGCUAUCUCCUGUUUUCUUUGUAGCAGACUUAUUGUUGGACCAACCUGUAAACGAUUGUGCACUGAGUAAGCCUCAUGAUGUAGAUGUAGAUGCAAUGCAGCAAAAAAAGCAUCUCCUUGCUCGUUAUAAGGACGUCACAAAAUAUCAGGAGGAUCUGAUGGGCUUGCCACUUGCUGGGAUCGUCGCAUUAUUAUCCAGCGAUGAGUUGCAGGUUGCAUUUGAGGAUGUAGUGUAUGACUUUGUGUUGAGGUGGGCUCAAACCCAGUACCCAAGAUUGGAAGAGAGGAGAGAAAUUCUAAGAGCAAAGCUUAUCCCCUUGAUUCGCUUCCCAUACAUGACAUGUCGAAAGCUGAAAAUGGUCCAGAGUUGCAACGACUUCGAACAUGAAAUCACUUCUAAGCUAGUAUUUGAUGCCUUGUAUUUCAAGGUUGCGGCACCACAUCGAAAACAGAUACUAGCAGCGGAAUCGGCUUCCACUAGUCGCUUCUUCAGUGAGCGGUCAUACAAGUACCGCCCUAUUAAAGUUGUGGAAUUCGAACUUCCACAUCAACAAUGUGUGGUUUACUUAGACGCGAGGCGGGAGGAGUGCGCCAACUUGUUCCCCUCUGGCCAAGUAUGUUCACGGGUCUUCCAAUUAAGCGGUCUGGGGGUUUUCUUGUCAGCGCACUGCUGUAUGGACCAACAAAGUUUCUAUCAUUGCUUUGGCUUUUGCUUUGGCAUGCUAGAGAAGAAAUCUACAAACUUUAGUGUUGACUAUGAAUUUGCUGUUAGGUCGAGGCCAUCCUUAGAAUACAUCAGCAAGUAUAAAGGAAAC
Vicia villosa (hairy vetch) is the source of this 816-nucleotide messenger RNA. RefSeq names its product BTB/POZ domain-containing protein POB1-like. The record is from RefSeq and is a predicted model, not a curated record. The annotation marks the transcript as partial. The transcript is spliced from 3 exons. Lineage: Eukaryota; Viridiplantae; Streptophyta; Magnoliopsida; Fabales; Fabaceae. Gene Ontology annotation, biological process: response to red light. Gene Ontology annotation, cellular component: nucleus.